Molecule: messenger RNA, 324 nt
Organism: Linum trigynum
Lineage: Eukaryota; Viridiplantae; Streptophyta; Magnoliopsida; Malpighiales; Linaceae
Source: the annotation of a GenBank genome assembly
AUGGCAUCCUCUGCUCUCAACUUCGUCACCGUCAACCCAAAGCUCCAGCAAUCCCCGAAACCCACUCCACCCUCCCACAGAUUCACCACCGCCAGAAGAUUCCUCUCCUCCCUCCGCCCAAUCAAAGCCUCCAUAUUCGAAAAAUCCCCACUCUCCUCCAUCCCAGUUACUCAAGCCAAGAGGGCAGAAGAAGCUGAGGUAGAUGUAGAGUCUGUGGAACCUGAGGGUACCGCAGAAGAUAAUUUCUCCCGGGCCGAUAACUUUACUGACUUAUCUAACGGGGAUAUUUUGGAGUACGAGUCUGAUUCGGAGUAUGAUUUCUAG